Gymnogyps californianus (California condor) is the source of this 1632-nucleotide messenger RNA. RefSeq names its product protein tyrosine phosphatase 4A2 (gene PTP4A2). Gene Ontology annotation, cellular component: nucleus. Gene Ontology annotation, molecular function: protein tyrosine phosphatase activity. The record is from RefSeq and is a predicted model, not a curated record. The coding region runs from base 716 to 1219 and encodes 167 amino acids. NCBI's taxonomy places the organism in Eukaryota, Metazoa, Chordata, Aves, Accipitriformes, Cathartidae. The transcript has 6 exons. Gene Ontology annotation, biological process: positive regulation of cell migration; protein dephosphorylation.
UCACGGGCCCCGCCGCCGCCGGGCCGGGCCCGCCGCCGCGCCCCCUCCCGCCCCUUCUCGCUCCUUCCCGUCCCCCGGCCCGGUGUGUGGGAGGCGCCGGGCCCGCUCGGAGGAACGCCGACGCGCUCAAUGCCCAGGGUGUUCUGUUGGAAUAUACGUCGUACAUUUAUGGCGAUUCUGAGUGUGAGGGCAGACUUCUGCCAGGCCCAGCACAGCAUCCUGGCUGACAAGUGAGCUGAGUGCAGGGGGUUCUACGUGCCAUAAUUACUUUGCCUUGCAGACUCCAGACACAGCGAACACACUCAAAUAUAUGGGAUAUCUUCUGGACACUGGAAGCAUAUUCCUUUUACUGACUCUAGCAAAACUAAGCAUCAAGAAAACAAAGUGGAGAGAAAAUCUGCCCUUACUUUUUUGCCUCACCAGUGCCUAAAUGUAGAACAGGCUGCCUAGUCUUGCAUGUAGUCAGAAUUUUUGGAGUCUGAAGGAUACCACCUGCAGUAAUUGAGGCCGAAGUUGAAUUCAAGCGGAUUCUGAAGCAAACCUGCUUUUCUAGAAGCGAAUUCUUUAAGGAACAAACACGUCAAAGCAAGCUCUGAUCAAUCCCAGGCAUUUUAGUGGUCUUUUUAAUGUUUUCUGCUGUGAAACGUUUCCAAGGUUAUUGAUUUUUUUUUUUAAAUUUUAUUUUUUUGGCCCCUUACACAUUUUGUUUGCCAUUAUGAACCGUCCAGCCCCCGUGGAAAUUACUUAUGAGAAUAUGCGUUUCCUGAUCACUCACAACCCAACCAAUGCAACCCUCAGCAAGUUCAUAGAGGAGCUGAAGAAGUAUGGAGUGACAACCUUGGUGCGAGUUUGUGAUGCCACUUAUGAUCAAGCUCCUAUCGAAAAAGAAGGAAUCCAGGUUCUAGACUGGCCAUUUGAUGAUGGAGCACCACCUCCAAAUCAGAUAGUUGACGACUGGCUAAACCUGUUGAAAACCAAAUUUCGUGAAGAGCCUGGAUGCUGUGUCGCUGUUCACUGUGUUGCAGGGUUGGGAAGGGCUCCUGUACUGGUUGCACUUGCUCUCAUUGAAUGUGGAAUGAAGUACGAAGAUGCAGUUCAGUUUAUAAGGCAGAAAAGGAGGGGAGCUUUCAAUUCCAAACAGCUGCUUUACCUUGAGAAAUACCGACCUAAGAUGCGAUUACGCUUCAAAGAUGCCAACGGUCACUGCUGUGUUCAAUAAAAAAAAAAUCUCAAACGAAGGCAGAAGUUAGCAUGGCUGUUUUCUGGACUCUUGGCACCUGGAAAUGUGAAUCUGGAAUCAAACUACGUCAUCAAAUUAGUGGUGGAGUCAGUGCUCCUCAACCUCUGUCCUAAUGGUGGUGAUGAUUGAAAAAAAAAAUAAAAAUAAAAAAAAAAUUAAGAGAAACAUUUCAGUGAAGGAUUGUUUUCUCCUUAAGCUGCAGUUUGAACACCUGCAAGGAGAAAAUCAGUUUCUGAACCUUCUGUAUUUUUCACUUUUUAAGAAAAGAAAUAAAGUAAAUUUUAUGUCUAAGGAAAACCAGCAGAGCAUUGGCUUGUGCAGAAACUAUUUUCUUGAUUUGAGGAAAGUACCCCACAGUUAGGGCCUGAUACAUUAAUCCUAUGGGACUCUUU